AUGUUGUCAGUUUUGUCCAUUGGACAAAUCAAAUUGUCUCAUGGAGAUUCUACCAUUGUCUUACAGAAGACUCGGUUGGGAUGGAUCGUCGCUGGAGCCUCGGAACUCUUAUCGGCCUCAACAACCUCUCCUUGCAACGUCGUCAAAUUAGAUAAGCUCAUCGAGCGUUUCUGGAUUAUCGAAGACUUCGAUCACGAACCCGUUCGAUCUCGUGACGAAAUUUCUUGUGAACAACACUAUGUUACACAUACCAAACGAGAUGUUACUGGUAGGUACAUAGUUCGUCUUCCAUUCAGAGAUUCAAAAUUCAAUCUUGGCGAAUCUCGUUCGCAAGCGCUCAAACGUUUUUCUUCCUUGGAUCGAAAACUUUCAUCAAAUCCUUCAUUAAAAUCUGAAUACACCAGAGUGAUGGAGGAGUACAUCUCCCUUGGUCAUAUGACUCUUUGCGAUGAGAUUGAAGGUGGCUAUUACCUUCCGCAUCACGCCGUUAUCAAGGAGUCCAGUGAAACUACCAAGGUUCGUAUAGUAUUCGAUGCCUCAGCUAAAACGUCUACAGGCAUCUCGCUUAAUGAUACUCUUCUGGUCGGCCCCACAAUCCAGAAUACUAUCUUCGAACAAGUCCUUCGGUUUCGCACUCAUCGCUACGUCAUCACAGCGGACAUUGAGAAAAUGUACCGCCAGAUUCUAAUUCAUCCUGACGACAGACAAUUUCAAAGGGUUCUGUGGCCUUACCAAGGCAAACUCAGAACUUUUCAACUCAACACAGUGACGUUUGGUACAGCCGCUGCUCCGUUCUUAGCGAUUCGUACCAUACAACAACUUGCGCGUGAUGAGGCACAGAACUUCCCACGUGCCAGCAAACUUCUACUUCGUGAUUUUUAUGUUGACGAUUUCAUCUCCGGAGCAGAUUCUCUAGACGAACUUAUAACCAUUAGAGAUGAGAUGAUCGCAUUGCUCUCUCGCGGCGGUUUCGUCAUCCGCCAAUGGUCAUCCAAUCAUCGUUCAGCUUUGGAUAAGAUUGAUGAAAGGUUCUUUGAUUUGGAUUGCCUGAUCAAAGACGAUCCAGUCCAGAAGACUUUGGGUGUCAUAUGGGAUGCCCAAGGUGAUCUGUUGCAGUACACUUUGACUCAAAUUGAUCCUAACGUUGUUGCAACCAAACGUAAACUCCUCUCAGAAGUAUCAAAGAUCUUCGAUCCUCUAGGACUCUUAGGACCCGUGACUUUAUUCGCCAAAGUCUUAAUUCAAGACUGCUGGAAGGCAAAGAUUACAUGGGAUGAGUCUCUUCCUCAAGAUAUCCACACCAAAUGGACGUCGCUAGCACUUCAGUUGCCAAAAAUACGUGAAGUCUCGGUUCCUCGACAGAUUUUAAUCGAAAAUCCCUCUCGCAUCGAAAUCCAUGGAUUUUGUGACGCCUCCAGUCACGGAUAUGGAGCUUGUCUGUAUCUCAAAUCCAGCAAUCCUCAAGGUGAGGUUUUGAUCAGACUGAUCUGCAGUAAAUCUCGUGUAGCACCGUUGAGCGGAGUUACAAUCCCUAGGUUGGAACUCUGCGCAGCGACCAUCCUCAAAAAAUUAUAUGUGGAGACUACGGCUCAGUUCGACUUCCCCAUCGAUCAGGCAUACUUAUGGUCUGACUCCACCAUCGUUCUUUGUUGGCUUAAGAACGCUCCUCAUCUUCUGAGAACUUUCGAAUCAAACAGAGUGGCAGAUAUUCAAACUUUAGGUGAUCAAUUCUCUGAUUUUGAACGAUUUGUAAGAGUCGUUGCGUACAUCCGGCGAUGGAAGUAUCCACAAACCCCUCGGAAUCGUCCACUCACUGUCAAAGAACUUGACGAGGCUGAACAUCAAAUCGUCAUGAUGGUUCAGCGUGAGCGUUUCUCUGUUGAAGUACGAAGGCUCACAAUUAAUCAAUCUUCGACGAACUCAACUCGUUCAUCAGCAAAGGGAACCUCGUUCGAUCAAUUGCAUCCCUUUGUAGACGACAAGGGACUGCUUCGUGUGGGCGGUCGGCUCAAGAAGUCCGAACUAUCAUACAAUCAGAAACACCCAAUCCUGUUGCCUAGUAAACAUCCGGUUACCGAUAUGAUCAUCCGUCGGGCUCAUCAUUCGAAUCUCCAUGCAGGGAUUCAAAGUACUCUCUACGCGAUUCGAUCCAAAUUCUGGAUUCUGAACGGUAAGGAUCAGAUCAGAAGGAUUGUUCGUCGUUGUAUCGAAUGCAUUCGUCAGAAACCAACGGUAGUUCAUGCUCAGAUGGCAGAUUUGCCUAGAUCUCGAGUGAACGAAGCACCCGCUUUCUCGCAGACAGGUGUUGAUUUUUUUGGUCCAAUCCUCAUCAAAGAGAAGAAAGAUCGUAACAGAUCGUUUCUCAAGUCGUACGGAUGUGUAUUCGUGUGUAUGGUCUCUAAGGCUGUUCACAUUGAAUUAGCGACUGAUCUUUCCUCACAAGGAUUUUUGGCAGCCUUUCCCAGGUUCACCGGCCGCAGAGGUGUUCCUGAACNAGCUCAACGAAUUCUCCUUCAAACCAAAGCUACUCAACUUGAGGAGUUCAACACCCAAAUUAAUGCAGAAAUAGAGAGUGAUGAGCAAAUCACUGCUGAAGAGUACACGGCAGAAUUAGACAAUCAAGACAAUUACCGUCUCAAGUACAACUCAGCUAGGAUAAAAGUGCAAGCCAUCUUGAACAUUCCUCAAGGUUUACCAGCUGAGAACAAUGACACAGAGCGAGACAACCCGCUUGGACGAGCGGAACACAACAGGUUCAAACUACCAAAAAUUCAGUUGCCGAAAUUCUCUGGAGAUAUGAAGGACUGGCUGCAGUUUUGGAGUCUAUACAAG
Molecule: messenger RNA, 2832 nt
Organism: Diachasma alloeum
Lineage: Eukaryota; Metazoa; Arthropoda; Insecta; Hymenoptera; Braconidae
Exons: 3
Molecular function (GO): nucleic acid binding
Source: RefSeq, a predicted model, not a curated record